This is a messenger RNA of Anthonomus grandis grandis, 468 nucleotides long. RefSeq lists its product as uncharacterized. The record is from RefSeq and is a predicted model, not a curated record. The transcript is spliced from 2 exons. Lineage: Eukaryota; Metazoa; Arthropoda; Insecta; Coleoptera; Curculionidae. The coding region runs from base 1 to 468 and encodes 155 amino acids.
AUGGCCGAGGUGGGGGUGGCGAAAUUCUUUAAACCUUUUAACAUCUCAAUCGCUUUUAAGACUUCUAAUUCCGUAAAGCGAAAUCUGGUUAAACCAUUGGAUAAGCCAGAUCCGCUUUCGAAAUCGGGAGUUUAUAGUUUGCAUUGUGCCGAUUGCCCUACGAUUUAUGCGGGACAGUCCGAAAGGAAAAUUUCAACAAGGGUACAAGAACAUCUAGGUCUGGUGAACAAGUUUAAAGCCACUGAUAUUGUCGAGACCAAGUCAGCGUUUGCCAAUCACUUAUUGUCAACAGGUCAUAAUUUUUCCUACCCCAAUAAUGUAGCAGUGGUUCAUGACUGCCAGAAGGGCAAAAAGCUGGAUCUUCUAGAGAAGCUAGAGAUUACAAGAGCGAAGAAUAGUCCAGUUUUACCUUGGGUUAACAACGUGUUCAAUUUUGAGCCGGGACUCAUUUUUAAUAACAUCUUGUAG